AGCCUUGGGGUCCACACUAAAUGGAGCCACAAAUGCGCGUUUCGCGCUUUGCGGCCGUGGUGGACAAGGCCUUUUCAAGUGUCGCCCAUCAAUACCCGAGUCAAGAAGAAGUCAAGCAUGCCAAACAACGAAUUCGUCAGAAGUUCCGACAGGCUGCCACCUCUUUGGAGGAGAGUGCAGACCUGGCGGGCUGGCCGGCAGAGAAGGUGCUGUCCUCUCUCGCCGCGGAAGCUUUGCAACGCCUUGCAGUCAAUGACUGGUUCGAUCAGGUUGACUGGCCCCGGAUCUUGGCGGCCUUUGUCGCGGAGGCCACGAGUCUGGGCUUGGGCAGCGAGGAGCAGUUGCUGCCGACGGCCACCUGGGCGGUGCAGCAGUGGCAAGCACGCGAAAGAGAGCAGAAGCUGUCCUUCUUCGGAGAGUGUAAGAAAGCCCCGAAGCUCGCAGUCUCUGAGAAGGCGCCAAAGCUCUCCUUUGCAUCCAAGAUCCCUCGCAAGAUGCCUGAAGCGGACAGUCCGGCCAACGUGCCACUGGAAAAGUCUCUCGGCAGCCCAGCCUUCCCAUGCUGCGCAAAGACGCGCGCGCAGAAAGAUCUGCUUGAGCAGUCGGCGCCUGUCUACAGCAGGUUUCAAGGCAAUGCUUCAAAGAAGACAAGAAAGACUCUGGACCCAAAGUCCCAAUCCGGGACAGCGCUGCAUCUGGACAGUGGCUACCAGGCAACGGCUUUUGCGAAAGCUGAGCCAAAAGGUGCAGCGACUCCUGCCAGAGAGAUAGAUAUUGACUUGGGCUUUUUACGUGAGGUGGAAUGCUUGGGCGUCACUUUGCAGGGACUGCAGGUGGAGUCGACCAUCCCGUCCAGCCGGUCCCACAACCUGUUGAUGCCUGGUGACGUUGUGACAUCCGUCAAUAGCACGCCGGUAAAGGCUCACCAGGAUUUCUGGCGAGAAGUGGACCGUGCAAAGCCGGGACAACUACGGAUUUGUAUCCUGCCACACUCUGCAAAGUCAUCCAGCAACGCUCCUUUGCCGCCUCCACCCGCUGCUUUGAAAGCUCCACCACCCGUCGCUGAGAGAGCUCCACCCGUCUCUGACAAAAAGUCAGAGCCGAGAUCAAGAUCUCACAGCCACGUCUCCUCCAAGGACACUUUUGGCUACCAGAGGUCUGAAAGCUCCAUGAUUGUGCUCAAUUGCGAGGACAUUGGCGGCAGCGCCUCGAAGUGCGAGAUUUUCCGCGGAGAGAAGCCCAGCGCGUUCCCCUGGGAGGCGAUCAGGUGCGCUAUCGCUUUCUACGAGGAGCUCGGCUUCAUGCCGCAACCAGUGUGUCACCAGGCCACACUUGCUCGGCACCCGCCGCCUGCGGAGCUCAGGUCCAAAUUGGUCCAGUGCCCGGUUGUCGAUGACGAUGGACGCCAGCAAGGCCGCGGUUCAGACCGCAUCUUCGUGAUCAACUUGGCUAAGACCUACGACUGCCCCUACGUUGACAACAGCAACUACAGGGCAGAGGUUUGGUCCAAACAUGAGCUUUGGCCCUGGCUGCAAAAGGGCGGCCUUGCGCUGAAGGUGGAAUACAUCUUCGACAGCUUUGGGGAGUUCUUGCCCUCCAGGGAGGUGACACCAGCUGAUCGUACCCAGACAUCCACAGGGAGCGGGCGGUUGAGGAUUCCGUGGUCUGAGUAUGGCGGGCGCUAAUGCACAAUUGUAAAGAAGAAAAUAAACAAUGAGAUGUCGAAUGAAAUCCGCAUGGUCCA
Effrenium voratum is the source of this 1744-nucleotide messenger RNA. The record is from the annotation of a GenBank genome assembly. Lineage: Eukaryota; Dinophyceae; Suessiales; Symbiodiniaceae.